UAUGGAGUCCACUUCACCCAAGAAGACUACAAAAAAGAGACGGAAGACCCACACAACCAGGGGCUAUAGAAAAAGGGAGCAGGAGGUGCAGCACUUACUCAAGCAGACGGAAGGCCACAUCGCUGGUCAGGAAUUCGAUUUGGAGGCACUUAGUUUGCAGUUUUUCCAUGGAAACGAUGAUGAGGUGCUGCAGGAAAAGGUUUCUCCGGUGCUGGAAAGCAACAACAAGGAGAGCGACGAAGAUUCUGGCGGAGAUUUGGCUGUGGAUCCUUCGGAUUCGCCCUCCCAAACAUUCAUACAAAUUGAUUUGCAGGAUCCACCGCUGGCUUGGAGUCAGCUCUUCAAGCAGCGGCACUACUAUGACGAGACCUUACUGUACCGACCCAGUAACACCCUCCACUUUCAGUUGCACCUGAGUGAUUCGCAGCUAAAGGACUCCCAGAUCCGCAUGCUAAAUCGCUUCCAGGAGGAAGCCAAAAGCGACUCCAGCAAGCUGAGCUCCGAGCUGGUAGCCCAGUUGAGUGGGGGAAGUCCCCCGAAGUUUUUACUAGAUGAUAGGCUAUAUCGCACUGUGUGCCACAAGGAGUUCCAGAGCGUGUUCUUUGCACCCAUGCCGGCUGGGGAGUUCCAGGGGUUGCCCACCAGACGUUGCCUCAAAUUGAGCCUUAAACAGCUCCGCUUCAGCUUGCAUCCUCAACUGCUGGAGGAGCAUCGAGUGGCCCAGCAGCUGGAGGAUCUCUUCGAUGUCUACAUGCAGCAGAAAAGGCAGAGGAUCUGCCGGAAACUGAGGGAGGAACUGGAGAUUGCUCGCCAGGUGGCUCUCAAAAUGCUAGCCUCGGCUGGAGAGGAUCAGACGGCGGAGGUGAAGAGGCAACUCAGACUCACCCAACAGCUGAGGCAGCGCUACUACUCGGAGUCGGCUGCCCAGCGUAAUCUUCUCCAACGUCUGCUGCGGGAGUGGGCCAAGCUGAAGGAACUGCGCCACGAGCAGCGCUUCCAGUGCACCCGUUUCCAGCUGGGUCUCCGGGUGAUGCAUCCACCCGACCUGGAGGCCUCCUAUUCCGCCUGGAAGGAGUGCUUCGAGACGGACCUGGCCGAGGUCUAUCGCGAACAGCUGGAGGUCUUCUACACCCGACUCCGUCUGUGGAGUGAGCAAAAGUCCAGCGGCAGGAGGAAGUCGGAGGGGCAAUCGAAGCCUCCACGCAAGCCCCAAUUCGACAGGGUCAUGGCCAGUCUGAGGAAGGACUACGACAAGGCCUUCAAGGACCCAGAGGAACCCUUUGUGGAGGUCAUCCGCCUGCAUGCGGAUGAGGUCGCCGCCCGGUUGUCCAUUCCAACCGGUGAGCAGUUGCCCAAGGCCCGCAACUACUUCCUCAAGAUCUUCCUGGACGGUCAGUUUGUGGGCCAGAGCAGGAGCUAUCGCCUAGAGCCGGAUCUGCAGAUAUGCAUCAACGAGUGCAUUGGAGUGCUUCUGGAGAGGACUCUUCCAGAGAAUCUAAACAUUUACCUGUAUGAGAAGUCCACGUUGACUCCAAAGAGUCGCCGCCUGGCCCAGAUGAGCACCCCACUCCUGUUGAGCUCCAAGGAGGAUGCGGUGCAGGAGAAGCUCAGCUUCCGAACCUCAUCGUCAUCCGCCACCCAGUUGGCAGGCGAUGUCUAUCUGUACUACGAAUACCGAUCCACGGAGGGAUGGGGAGGAGCCCACAGUCUAGACGAUGUGCAAAGACUUCCGGACGCACUGCGUCAGACCUUUAUGCGGCCGAAACUAUGCGCUCUGCCCGAAGCCUCCAAGGAGCUGGUCACGCCCAGACCGCCAAGUGGGAGGACCAGGAGGAGCCAGCUGCCUCCGCUGAUCUUCGCCGAGCAGCAGCUCCAGUUCUGUGCCAUUGAGGAGCUCCUGGAGAACCGACGAUUCCAGUUGCUCCACUCACGCCAUCAGCAGCGGAACCUGCACACCAGGCAGCUGCGCUUUGUGCACGCCCUGGAGCAGGAAAUCUCGGAGGAGGAGCAGCUGCCGGAUGGCCUCGGAACUAAGGUUCAGCUCCUGGAGCCGGGCACCUACUGGAACCCCAUCGAUCUGCACAAGCACCGGGGGCGCAAGUUCCUCCAGCUGCUCUACGAGGUGAUCACCAGCCAGAGUUCGCGGAGGGCCAAGGAGCUGGAGACGCCUCUGCCGCUGCUCCUCCUGGCCGAGGAUUCGGAUCACUCAUCUGCCGCCGGCUGGACAGCUCUCUGGCGGGCCAUCUGCUCCGUUUUCCAAGGGCAACCCACUUCACUGCCCCGCGAACCAUCCAUUUGGUCUGGCCAGCAGCAGUCCGGAACCGAUCUCUUCAAGCACUUCAACGUCUCCCUUCAUGUGGUCAGGGCCACAGGGGUUCCGGUUCGCAGUCGCCACAUCCUGAAUCUCAACGAGCGACGCACCAGCUCUGGAGGCGAUAUGAGCACCAGUUUGUUCGUCACGCAGACCCUCAUGUACUCCAAUGUUCGGCCCUUCGUUACGCUGAGCUAUGGCCAGCGUUUGUGCCGGAGUCGCACCGCCGAGGGCAGCAAUCCCACCUGGAACGAGCAACUGCAGCUGCAGAUCCACAGUCAGUUCGGGGAUCUGCGCGAGGAUCUCAAGAUCAGUCUGUUCGACGAACUCAUAGAGCAGCAGUACAGCGACGAGGCCUCCGAUUUGUACCAGCGGGUCCAGUGCAAUUGGCUGGGCGAAUUCCGGGUGCCCAUCAAUAGUCUUCUGGCCAGUCGUAAGUUUGAGGGCUGCAUCGAGUUGGCCAUGCCCAAAAUUCUGGUGGGCUACAAACGACCUUUGAUUGACUCGGUGACCAACAUGUCAGCGGAUCAGUAUCCCGAGUUCAAGGAGGCAGUGCACCUGUGGCUCUACCUGAGCAUCGAGCCCAGUGGCGGAGAUUUGAUGCCACUGCAAUCGAGUGCGUUGGCCUGUGCGGAAAUGCCGGAAACGCAGCAAUAUCUGGGGGAAAGGCGGCUGGAACUGCUGCAACUGCUGCCCCAGCCACAGCGGUAUGUGGAACCACUGGUGUGCACGGCCCAGGGCAAGAGGGUGUGCCUCACGAGACUCCUGGAUGCGGUGCCCCUUCCUCCGGCGGUGGCCACCGGGGAGAAUCCCCUGGAGGCCUCCUGUCGCUUUGUCUCGCUGCUCAGUCAAUUCCGCACCUAUGAUCCCUGCCAGGGAUUCCGGGGCGUUUGGCUGGACAAUCAGACGCUGCUGGACAGCACCUGGUGCUCGGUCAAGGAUCUGGGUGUACUGCUCUGUAACUAUAUGCUCUGCUUGGGCCUGGAGUGCUGGCUCAUCCUGGGCGUGGCCUGUCCCCAUGGCGAGUGCUCCUUUGUGCUUUUCCGCCAACCGGAAACUGCUGAACUAGUCCUAGUUUCUCCUGCCACUGGCAAGAGAUACCAGCUCCAGGAUGUGUAUUGUCCGCUGAGGCGAAUAUAUUGUGUGGUUGGAAAACAGAAUAUAUAUUUCAACAUUCAAACGGAAGCCCGAGUCAGCAUGACAAAUUUUAAUUUCCAGGAUGGCGUCUGCUGGUUUCCACUCUUCAGCCGACGAGUUCCUGCCCCCCAGAGUGGCGUCCAGAAGCUGGACUACGUGUACAAGAGGAGCUACGAACUGAGCCAGCUGCAGAAGCACAUCGAGCGGAAGAUCAUGAAGAAGAUCAGCGCCUGGCGCACCACCAGGAAAACCAUUUGGAACCGAGCCUUUCAACCACGUCUCCAGAAGAUCCUUAGCGAUAUGGAAAAUUUGUCCACUUUUUCCAGAGGACGAUAUGAUGAGCCUGUUUUCAGCGAACAGCUUGAACGAGAAUAUCCCAACUACAGGCUCUUCGGCUUCACCCUCAACUUUGCAUACACCAAUCUGGCGGCCAUAUCGGAGCGCAUCCGGACGACCUGCAUCCACUACAACCACGACGCUAUGGUGGAGUUUUGCGUUGCUGUCCAUGUGCACGCCCACGCCAACGACGUGCUGUCCGUGUGGGUGUUCCUGCUCUCAAUGGUGCCCCUGGUGGUGUGAUUCAGAGAUCCGCCAGGCCAGAGGCAAUCCCCCUCCCAUUUGGGAUUCGCUAUCAGCUAUCAGCUUUCAGCUUACGAGUUAACGAGUGCUAGCGUAGCCGAACGGGCUGUUUUUUAUCGCGGCGCUACCUAAAAGUCGCCGCGAAGGAGGUCGAAUUGAA
Drosophila gunungcola (fruit fly) is the source of this 4187-nucleotide messenger RNA. It is a transcript of the gene Cc2d2a, whose product is annotated as coiled-coil and C2 domain-containing protein 2A. NCBI's taxonomy places the organism in Eukaryota, Metazoa, Arthropoda, Insecta, Diptera, Drosophilidae. Gene Ontology annotation, biological process: non-motile cilium assembly; protein localization to ciliary transition zone. The record is from RefSeq and is a predicted model, not a curated record. Bases 2 to 4027 code for a protein of 1341 amino acids. The transcript is spliced from 7 exons. Gene Ontology annotation, cellular component: ciliary transition zone.